UUUGCCCCCCUGGACGAUAAUGGCGAUAAUGACGACGAUAGGGUAUGUCUUUCGCCUCUAUUCAAGGUUCCUCCUUGAUCUAUUUUCAUCCCUCCGCUCGCCCUUCAUUUCCAUUUCACACUUCCUUUUCUUCCUUUCAUCCGAUCGAAGAAAGCCUGGCAUCUUCAUCAUCUCGCAUCCCUUCGCGCAUCAUCUCAUCUCCUCCCGCCUGCUCUCGUCAUCAAGUGACACCGCGGAGGGUUACUGACAUCAUUCUUUCGCCCCGCUCCCCCAGUCCUCUGUUCCGUGAACACUCCAGGUACCAGCCCUACCUCCCUUGUCAACCCUUCAGCCAUGCCCCAACGGACAUUCUCAACCGCCAACGGCAGCGGGACUCCGUUAGCCGAGAAUAUCAGCGCACAUAACCACCUCCACCACAGCCCCAGCUCUGGCUUACUCAACCGCAACACAGCCAGUAGGCCAGGAUCUCCCUCGAACAUUGGCGGGGCCAUCUCCAUGUCCUCAUAUCAUCAACACUCCUCAUCCGUGGCUUCGGUCCAUAGCAACGGUAGCAGCAGUAACCUUCUCAGCAACAAUGGCAACGCCAAUGGAAUUAGUAGCGGCGGAUACGAGCAUGGAACCACAGGGUCGUCGUCGUCGUCUGUAUUAGAUCACUCGAUUUCUGUCGGCAACAGCGGGUAUUUCAAACGAUCCAAGUACAACAGUGGCCUGCAUUCAUUGUUAUCCCCAAAGCGAUGGAGGUGGUGGAAUUACACCGCGGCAGUACUCCUAGUUUUUGCACUGGUUGAAGGCCUUGUGCUGCUGAUUGGAUCCACUGUCCUGUACUCGCUUCCUGACCAGAUUCAAAUCGACUCUCGAGAUUUCAGAAAAGUUGAUUACCAGGGCCUAGCCCUUGAUCCCUCAGCGACUUACAAGAAGCAGAUCCAGGUCUACCAUGUCACCAAAGAAUUUAGUCAGGCCUCUAUGGGUGGUCUCGGCAUGGUCGUUACCGCCCUGGCAACUGCCCAGCAGCGGGCACGUUCUCAGAAGGUCAACAUUGUCAUGCCCUAUUACUCCAUCUUCGACAGUGUACCCGGAAUCAAUAUCAGGCUAAGCAUCACCCUUCCACUCGACAUCAUGGACAGCCGUGGACGCACUCAGAACCUCGUUUUCAGCGUGUCCAGGUUCAAAUUUGCGGUCCCGAGCCGGCCGAGCGACCUGGAACGCGACAAGCGAGCUAUCACACCUGUCACUGUCUGGUUGAUUGGUCCCGGCAGUAUCUACCCCUUUGACAGAGCUUUCCAAACCAAGAGUGUCCAGGACAUAUACUCAACUCCCAAAGGUCUGCCCAGCGAAUGGAAGGAUCUUUUUUUCUCCAAGGCAGUUGCGACAUUUAUUCAGCAUCAGAACAAAAACAAUGACAUCUCACUCUUUGCUACUGCAGCGACCCGUAUCAUCGAUGUCGUCCAUGUGCACGGUGCCACUAAUGCCCUCGUUUUGCACUAUCUCCAGCAAUCCAUCGACAGAGGCGCCAUGGGAGAGGAGCCACCAGCAUUGAUUUACACCCUACACGACUAUCUGGAUGAGCUGCAGUAUUCGAACGAGAUCGUCAACGUGCAAAAGUUCAUGGACAAGCGUGUCCAUUCCGAAGACGAAGAGGAGGACAUGUAUCUGCAGAUGGACGGCAUCUCGCCUUACUGUCAUGGACAUCGCAUGUUCACCUCAGCCAUGGGCAUCGAUCUCGCUGAUGCGGUUACCUUCGUCUCCAAGACCAUGGCCAAGGACAUUGUAGAGGGUCGCCUGGACUUUUAUCUGAAGGAGCUUGUCCUUGGAAGCAUUUUGAAUCAGGCAGAAAAGAACUUGUUCGUCGGUAUUACGAACGGUAUCGAUUUCAGAGAGUUGAACCCCUGGACAAGGCCCGAGCUGCUUGAACAUGGAUUGGCAUUCCCACCCAACGAGCUAAUGGAGCAGAUCCAAGGAGGGAGCGAUACGGUCAUCAAGACGCCCAACCCCUCUAUCCGUUCAGCCAAGGAGGCGGCCAAGCACUUUUUGUACAGCAAAGGACUCCUGACGGAGCAAGACCUGAGCAAGCCAUUGGUUCUGUUCGUCGGUCGCUUCCAGUACAACAAGGGGCUCGAGUUCUUUGUGACAGCCAGCACAGCGAUCAAGGAACGUGGCGGAAUGUUUGUGAUCAUGGGUCAGCCUAACAACUAUCCAGUCAAGUCAGUUAACAAUCUGGAACGUCUCUUCAAAGGAACAGUCAGAGUCAUUUCGGACGCCAAAACGCAGGAUGAAUGGGGAAUUUACUGGCGCACUGCUGCUGAUUUCCUCAUAGUCCCCUCAUUGACGGAAAGCUUUGGCCUCGUUGCAGCGGAGGGUCUCCUAUUUGGAUCCACAGUCAUCUCCUCGGGCGUCGGAGGCCUAUCUGAGUUCUUGGUAGACCGGCCGAAUGAGAACGACAGGCGGCAGCAGGAGGAACUCGAGGAAGCCAAGCUUGAGCAGCAAUAUAUCCCUCUGGAUCAGCAAAUUAUUGAGGUACCCAGAGAAGAGCGCUUCAACAGCUACCUGUUCGAUGCCUUUGCGACUGACGCCCAUUCACAGCUGGUGGCAGCGAUCUACGACGGGCUCUUGGAAUGGAAACGUCUGCAGCAGGACCCAGAGGAGCACGAAAAGUUCUUGACGCGGCUGGUGGCGAGUGCAACGUCGAUGGGAUGGGAUAGGUCAGGCGGCCCUGUGGACCAGUACCGUGCCCUGUAUGAGAUUGCUCUCAGCAACAUUGGCUUCAGCGGACGCUCGGCAUGAUAGCGCUGCGGCGUCUGCCAUCACCGACAUACUGCUCCAGCACUCAGACCAUCUGGUCCCUAUGUCAUUUCUUCCCUCCACUCUCAUACCUUCACGAUGGCACCUUUUUCUUUUUGUAGAUUGUAAAAAAUAACGACGAAGACUUGUCAAUUUAUUUAUCUCCAUGCAACAUCAUAGACACUAUUCAAUGGAAUAAAACUUCAUGACUCUUGAA
Messenger RNA from Gamsiella multidivaricata, 2995 nucleotides. RefSeq lists its product as uncharacterized. Gene Ontology annotation, molecular function: glycosyltransferase activity. Bases 334 to 2781 code for a protein of 815 amino acids. The record is from RefSeq and is a predicted model, not a curated record. The transcript is spliced from 2 exons. Lineage: Eukaryota; Fungi; Mortierellomycota; Mortierellomycetes; Mortierellales; Mortierellaceae.